Molecule: messenger RNA, 1664 nt
Organism: Fundulus heteroclitus (mummichog)
Lineage: Eukaryota; Metazoa; Chordata; Actinopteri; Cyprinodontiformes; Fundulidae
Product: inner centromere protein
Exons: 12
Coding region: 136-1449 (437 amino acids)
Source: RefSeq, a predicted model, not a curated record
GAAGACGAGGAAAAAGACGACGACGACGACCUCAUAUCCUGUGACGUCUCUGUGCGUGUUGUAGAAGGUUUAUGUGAGGUGUGUGUAUGUUCAGCAGAGGAAGCUUGGGAUUGCUAUAAAACCUGCAGGGAGAAAAUGAAAGCCAGCGCAGGAAGUGUCUCCAGCCGAUGCAGCUUCCUCUUCUCAGUGACAGCUGAGUGGAAACUCCAUCCGGAGCAGGUGGAGUCGGAUGUCUGUCGCAGUAAACUGCAGCUGUUCAGCCUCGCCGGAGGAGCCAGCAGGACUGACCUCAGAGGGGUCACCCCACUGUUGAAGGUCCUUGACCAAACCCUAAAUCCUUCCCCUGCAGUCAGCGACAGCCUCCUUCAUGCUCUGCUUAAAGAGGCACUCACAGGAAACAACAGGACAUUCCUCAUCUACUGCAUCAACCCUCAAGGUUUCCUGGGUGAUGAAACUCAAUCUGCUUUACAUUUGGCUCAGAAAGCGAGAGGAUUAGUCACCAAGCCCACUUCUGUUCAGUGGAAUCCGAGGACGGCUGAGCGAGAGCUUCGUGAAAGCAUCAUGGAGCUACAAGAUGUGAUGGUUCAAGGGGAGAGUGAGCUUCACAGCAUUUACAAGUUAGCUCAGCUGACGCAGCAUCUGAAGGCCGUGAAAAACCAGUCAUGGGAGAAGAGGAGGGAGGAGUCAGAGAAGAUGAAAGUCAAAAUUAAGGGAUCAUCAGUCGGCAGCCAGCAGUUUUCUCUAGAUUGUCUCGCUGAUCGUAAAGAAAGGAGCGAAACAGCUAAAUAUCUACAGGAAAAGCUGAGACAAGAAAUGGAGGACCACAUCAGGGAAGGCAAAGGCAGUCCGGAGAAAGUCCAGGAGAGAGUAACCAGGAUCCAACAGCUGAAAGAGGCCCUCAGAGAAGAAACGCUGAAGAAUGGGGCCGUUUCAGAAAAGUCUCAACUUUCUCAACAAUCUCAGUCGGAAUACAAUGAAGCACAGGAGCGGAGGAGGCAACUUAAGGAGGAUCACACGAGAUUAAUCCAGGAGGAGGUGGCGGAGAUGGAGAGAGACUUGGCGCAGGAGCAGCCGCCGACAGAAAGCCCUCAGAGGGAGCUGCUGGUGCUGAGCAGAGAGAGGCGGGUGCUGGUGAUGCAGAUCGAGGCGCUUCGUGCCGAGGCCCGGCAGGCGGAGAGCGACCUUCAGGAUCAGCACCGCAGACACCAAACAGAGCUGCAUUGUUUGAGGGAGGAGAGCCUGCAGGUGUUCAGGGCGUUUCGUCAAGUCAGCGAGGAGCAGAGGAAGAUCUCGGAGGGCAGAUACAGGAGCGUGCUGCUGGAGGCUGUGCAGGACGCCGUCCACCUGUCCGCUCAGAACCAGCAGCUGAGAGCUGAGAACAAGCAGCUUCCGACAAGCACUGGGGGAGGUAAAGGAUGCUCUUGCUGUGCGAGGAGAUCCUGUGGCUGACCUGACGAACCAGUGAGAAUGAGGCUCGUACUUGAAAUCAUGAAAAGACGUCAGUGAAUGGUUCAGAAAAUGUAUUGGUCACCAACACAACAUGUAACACUUUAUCCCUGAUGAUGAUGUUUAAAUAAGAUACGCUUUAGGAUUAUGGAUCCUUGUCGGAUGUCUCUGCAGCAAUGUAACGGUCCAACAUAAAAAAAAUGACAUCAACAUUUAAA